CAAAUUCAGAAGCCUUGCCUCUCAAAACCCUAAUUCCACCUAGCACCCUGAUGGCCGAUGACAUGCCGGUGUCCGUGUACCCUCCCCCGCCGUUGUCGUCAACACCUGCAACGCAGCCUCCGCUCAACCUCUCCGCACCACCGUCCCCCUCUCCACCAUCCAUCCCCUCAGCCUCCGUGACACAAAUCCCAAGCACCCAAAACACCCUGGCGUCCCCAGAUCUGGACUCCUCCUCUUCUGAGGAUGCACCCGGCCAGUCUGUGCUCCUCUCUCGCAUCUUCAAGUCCGAGCGGAUCGAGCUCUCUGAUGAUUGCCUCUCUGCAGCUAGCAACAAGGGCUACCGCAUGGUGCGUGCCACCCAUGGCGUCACAGCGGGGGCCUGGUACUUCGAGAUCAGGAUCGUGCACCUCGGUCCCACUGGCCACACCCGCCUUGGAUGGGCCACCAACUGGGCUGACAUCGAUACGCCCGUUGGCUAUGAUGCCUACGGGUUUGGCUAUCGUGAUGUCGAUGGCGCCAAGGUGACUAAGGCUUGGAGGGACAAAUAUGCUGAUGAAGGGUAUGGGGAAGGAGAUGUCUUGGGGUUCUACAUUUCUAUGCCUAAUGGGGAGCAAUAUGAACCUAAGCAACCUAACAAGGGAAUGCCCCUUCAUGUGCAAGUCCCCAAGAAGGCGCAGAAGAUUCCAGAUCCUGUUCCCGGUAGUGAAAUAUGCUAUUUUAAAAAUGGGAUAUGCCAAGGCAUUGCCUUCAAGGACAUACCUGGAGGAAGGUACUACCCAGCCGCGUCGAUGUAUACGGAGCCUGGCAAUCCAAACUGCAUCAUCAAAUUCAAUUUUGGGCCAAAAUUUGAGUUCUUGCCACAGGAUUUUGGAGGCCUGCCAAUUCCUCAGCCAAUGAGCCUGGUGCCUCAUCAGGCGUAUGAAGUGAAGAAUGAGGAGCCUACUCAAAAUGCCAUCACUGGUUAAACUGACAAGUGUGGCUAUAUCAUGUUGUUUUUUUAACUAUGUCGAGUAAACGCCAAUCAAGCCUAUAUCUGGCUGGAUCUUGGUGAAGUUGGCCGCGCAACAGUUAUGUCUGACUGGAUUAAUAAUGCUUAUGUUGUUACCAAUUGGGUUUGAUCUUUCCUCUCCCUUGGAUGGGUUAUGAAGUUAUUG
Messenger RNA from Sorghum bicolor (sorghum), 1154 nucleotides. Its product is annotated as protein TRAUCO. The record is from RefSeq and is a predicted model, not a curated record. The transcript is spliced from 2 exons. The coding region runs from base 51 to 965 and encodes 304 amino acids. Lineage: Eukaryota; Viridiplantae; Streptophyta; Magnoliopsida; Poales; Poaceae. Gene Ontology annotation, cellular component: Set1C/COMPASS complex. Gene Ontology annotation, molecular function: protein binding; transcription cis-regulatory region binding.